AUGAGCAAUCACAGUCUGCUGCUUCAGGUGCCUCCUUCGUUCCUGGUCCAUCUUGUGUACCUCGUUUCCCUGAACCUGGCGUGCAAUCAAACGUCACUCAACACUAUGUUGUUCAGCCAGAUCAGGCAGAGAGCACAGGCUGUGCUGUACGAUCCACUUGGGCCUCAUGGACACGCAGUGCCCUACACACAGGCUUAUCAUCAAACUGUUUCUUGGGUGGCUGCUCAGCAGUCUCAAUACCAACCUCAUCUUCAAAUAGCACCUCCCACUCAGCCCUUUGCCGUUCCACGCCCUCUAUCUCCACCAAUCGCGGGCCUGUGCAUUAGCUGUAUAGAAAACGUCGAGUCUGUUGGAAGACUUCAACAAAGUCAGCCAAACUAUGGCUUAACCGAAGAAGAGGUCAUGGGUACGGAGACAUGGCAUUUCGUCGUUGAAUCUUACCAAAAGGCACAACGACUAGUCAACAACUGGAUUGAAUUUAUGAGUGCACUCAAUCCUUUCAACACUCGUUUCGCCUCCGUUGACUUCCCGAGUUUCCCAUUCCACCUCGCUCUUCCACCUUACUCCAGCCCUCCGGAUAUCAGCAUCGAGCCAAUAGUGGAAGAAGUCUACCGAGAAAUGAUGAUGCGCAAAGUGCAUACAAUGAUCCUUAAGACCAACGCUGAGAUUCAAGCCAUUGAAAAUCGGUUUGCUGUGGAGGGUUCCGCCUACUAUGAGAACAACCCUAAUCGCUUCGUCAGCCAUGCAUCUGCCCACGACCCGUUCACAGUCGAGCCACUUGGCGAUGUUCCAGAAGUCAUCCACCCACUAUUGCGUAAUCGCCCUCAAAGUGAGAACUAUGUCAUGCCAAAGUCAAAGGUCAGCAGGGCGGUGCGAAACAGCAUCGACAUCCGGGACGCUCAGAACAGGUCCCCCACCCCGGCGUCUAGAUCCAUGCACGAGAGCAGUCUCCUUGAUGCAAACAUGGCUACAUCUAUGGACAUCGACGAAGCAAUCGAAACUGGUCGAUUCGCAGUCACUGGUGACACAACCGACGAUGACGCAGAGGGGGAGACCGAGGACGAUUGCGACACCCUGGUAUACCCAAGCUCGAUCACAGAUCGAAGCCCCAUGGCUAUGAGUGGCACUCCCGCUCUGACUAUCGACAACACGCCAUCUCGUGCCACGGUCAACUCCAUCGCAACACCUACCACGGCCCCGAGAUCGCGCAAGCGUCAGCGCGUCGUGGAUCCUUUGCCUGAGCGUUGGCGUAGCGCGUUAAGACCUCGCCAGCACAUGCGUGAAGAGUCUAUGGAUGGAUUGUACCUUGACUAG
This is a messenger RNA of Talaromyces amestolkiae, 1314 nucleotides long. RefSeq lists its product as uncharacterized. The transcript is spliced from 2 exons. The record is from RefSeq and is a predicted model, not a curated record. Bases 1 to 1314 code for a protein of 437 amino acids. Lineage: Eukaryota; Fungi; Ascomycota; Eurotiomycetes; Eurotiales; Trichocomaceae.